Molecule: messenger RNA, 4400 nt
Organism: Pundamilia nyererei
Lineage: Eukaryota; Metazoa; Chordata; Actinopteri; Cichliformes; Cichlidae
Product: FERM, RhoGEF and pleckstrin domain-containing protein 1-like
Exons: 27
Coding region: 285-3404 (1039 amino acids)
Cellular component (GO): cytoskeleton
Molecular function (GO): guanyl-nucleotide exchange factor activity; cytoskeletal protein binding
Source: RefSeq, a predicted model, not a curated record
CUGCACCUCCUUCAUUGUCUGAGUGAAUUCAGCAGGAGUGGAUCCGUCGCUCGGUUCAAUGUAAUCCCGUCUCUCCCCGGCUCACUCACUCAGUCGUCCGCCAUGGCGACCGCAGGAAGCGUCCUGAUCGCUGCGAGCUGUGUCUAAAACUCAUCUGGGAUUCAUUUUCCCCCAAUUUUUUCCGGACGUGGAUGUAGUCUUCCCCUUCAGCUGGGAAAUACUUUCGUGUGGACAAGCCCGCAUUUCGAGACACGGGGGCUGAGCAGUGAGCAGUGCAGCACACCAUGGCAGAGCCAGACCCAGACACAAUCUUCUCUGGCGCAGGGCAGCGCCUCGGAGCUCCGGAGACCCUUGGCAUCAGUACGUUAGAUCCCGGGCACAGACCUCCGGCCAUGCCCCCCGGACGACACGUCACCGUCAGGGUCCGUAUGCUGGAUGACACAGAGGAGCUUUUCGACAUCUCGCAAAAAGCCUCAGGCAAGGUGCUGUUUGACCUCGUGUGCUCCCACAUGAAUCUCAUUGAGGGUGACUACUUUGGCUUGGAGUUUCAGAACCAACAAAAGAUGAUGGUUUGGUUGGACCAUAUCAAACCCAUUAUCAAGCAGCUCAGGCGGCCGAAACACACAAUCCUGAGGUUUUCUGUGAAGUUUUUCCCCCCUGACCACGCCCAGCUACUGGAGGAGCUGACGAGGUACCUGUUUGCCCUCCAGAUCAAACAGGACCUUUUCUGUGGACGUCUGACUUGCAACGACACCAGCGCCGCUCUGAUGGUCUCCUACAUUAUACAAUCUGAGAUCGGAGACUUUGAGGAGAGCCAGUGCCGGUCACACCUCCUCAACAACAACUACAUCCCAGAUCAAAUGCCCCUCAUUGACAAAAUCAUGGAGUUUCACUCAAAGAAUAUUGGUCAGACACCAGCAGAAUCAGACUGCCAUUUGUUAGAAGUUGCUCGCAGGCUGGAGAUGUACGGGAUUCGGCUCCAUCCUGCCAAGGAUCGCGAGGGAACAAAGUUAAGCCUGACUGUGGCGCACACGGGUGUCCUGGUCUUCCAGGGACACACAAAGAUUAACGCCUUCAACUGGUCUAAAGUUCGAAAACUGAGCUUCAAGAGAAAACGCUUCCUCAUUAAGCUGAGGCCGGAUCUAAAUAGUUCAUAUCAGGACACUCUGGAGUUUUUAAUGCCAAGCAGGGACUGCUGUAAAGUCUUCUGGAAGAUCUGUGUUGAAUAUCACGCCUUCUUCCGCCUAUUUGAGGAACCUAAGCCCAAGCCCAAGCCGGUACUCUUCUCACGAGGCUCCUCCUUUAGAUUCAGCGGUCGCACGCAGAAGCAGGUGAUUGAAUAUGUGAAAGAGUCUGAAUUUAAAAAGAUCCCGUUUGAAAGGAAACACAGUCGUGUUCAGUACAGCAGUCGGGUCCAACACAACAGUCGCCUGUCACCAUUGCCUUCUCCAAGCCACCGUGAAGUGCCAACAGAUAGUGGUGCUCCUGGGGACAGAAUUGAUUCUCCUCGGCGUCAUUGGAAGGAGUCGGUCCUGGUGAGUGCAGAAGACCCGGCAGCUUCGCGGGCGAGGAUGAGCCCCUCGCAUCAGAGAAAUGGCCACGAAGAGAGAACGGGGUCUGUAUCCAGGACAGAGGAGACGAGGAGCCCAACACGACAGACCCACCCCGAACAUCUGAAUACAGGUGUGGUUUCCAACAGUCCUCACCUGUCCGCGUCCUCUGGACACUCCCACGGGAUGGUCAACGGUCAGAAGUCGCUGGAUCUGUGCAGUCACAGUCCCGACGGCCGGCUGCCUUCCCCGCUCACCAGCCCAUUGCUCAACGACGCCUGCAGCGUUCGCACUGAUGAUGAAGACGAGGUUCGAAGGAAGAGGUUCCCAACAGAUCGAGCCUACUUCAUCGCCAAGGAGCUGCUGACAACAGAACGGACGUAUGUGAAGGACCUCGAGGUGGUGACUGUGUCUUUCCAGAGUGCCGUGGGACAAGAUGAGGCAACUCCGGACUCCCUGAAGGACGCCAUCUUCUCCACCUUUGAGCCUCUGCACAAGUUCCACACAGGUUUUCUCAGGGAGGUGGAGCAGAGGCUGGCACUGUGGGAAGGACGCUCUAACGCACACAUUAAGGGAGACUACCAGCGCAUUGGAGAUGUCCUGUUGAAGAACCUUCAGGGUUUGAAGCCCCUGACAGCAAACCUGAGUAAGCAGUCUGAAAUCCUGCUGGAGCUUGAGAAGGCGUGCAAGGCGUCCCGAAGGUUGGAGGGUCUCUGCAGAGACUUCGAGCUGCAAAAGGUCUGCUACAUUCCCCUCAACGUCUUUAUUCUGCGGCCUUUGCACCGCCUCAUUCACUACAAGCAGAUCCUGGAGCGCCUGUGCAAACAUUACCCAGCUACUCAUGUGGACUUCAGGGAUUGCAGAGCUGCUCUAGCUGAUGUGUCUGAGGUGGUGGACCAGCUUCAGGGAAGCCUAAUCAAGAUGGAGAACUUGCAGAAACUUCUGGAGCUGAAGAAGGAUUUGAUUGGCGUCGACAAUCUCGUUGUUCCUGGUCGGGAGUUCAUCAGGUUGGGCUGCCUCAGUAAACUGUCUGGAAAAGGGCUGCAGCAGCGAAUGUUUUUCCUGUUUGAUGACAUCAUUUUAUACACAAGUCGAGGGAUGACGGCGACAAAUCAGUUCAAAGUGCACGGGCAGCUGCCGCUCCAUGGCAUGACAAUCAGAGAGAGUGAGGAUGAGUGGGGUGUACCUCAUGCCUUCACAUUGGUUGGGCAACGGCAGUCCGUAGUAGUAGCAGCUAGUUCUUUGGUAGAGAUGGACAAGUGGAUGGAGGACGUAAAGAUGGCGAUAGAAAUGGCAAAAACCAGCAACGGGCCUUCAUCUGAGCUGCUGACCAGCAGCCUGACAGACAACAAAUGCCCAGAGGACUCCUCGGUGGAGGCAGAGUCCGAGGACGACAUGACAGCUCCCCACGUGUCAUUGGAGAAGCCCACGCCUCACCGUGGUAACACCAUGGUGCACGUGUGCUGGCACAGGAACACCAGCGUGUCAAUGGUGGACUUUAGCAUAGCCGUGGAGAAUCAGCUAUCAGGAAACUUACUAAGGAAGUUUAAGAACAGCAACGGCUGGCAGAAGCUCUGGGUUGUCUUCACCAACUUCAGCCUGUUUUUCUACAAGUCUCACCAGGAUGAUUACCCAUUGGCCAGCCUUCCACUGCUCGGUUACUCGGUCACCGUCCCCUCUGAGUCCGAAAACAUCCACAAGGACUAUGUCUUCAAGCUGCAUUUCAAGUCCCACGUCUACUACUUCCGAUCAGAGAGUGAAUACACAUUCGAGAGGUGGAUGGAGGUCAUCCGCAGCGCUACUGUCCCCUCAAGUCGAGCUCGUGGUCUGAACGGCAAAGAGACCCACGCUUAAUGAGUUGGCUCACCUAGUUUCCAUACCCUUUCUCCUUCGGGUGGCAUCCGCCCGUCCUGUCCCACUCCGGACUCUUUGCUUUUCUUUUCUACGCAUAUCUGGGACAUUUGUACAUGUGUCCAUGCACAUUUGGUGCUUUUUAAUGCUUUAAUGGUGACAUGUCCGCUGGUUUAGACUGCAUCAGAGACUGCAUUUUUGGCAUUUUUACUCUCAACUCUGAAACCUCUUUUUAAGGAUGUCAUUUUAUACUGUUUUCUAAUGGUCUGAACCACUUCCUCUAUUUCUGGUUUUACAUGUUUGUCAUCGGUUGUUUUUAAAUGCAGGAACACAUUGAUACUAGAUAUUCAGUAUUCUUUCUUAGAUAGUUAAACUCUCACUGCAUUGUCAUAAACAUUUUGUCUACAUGUUCAUUCUAUGGAAAACGGUCACCCUUUAACAGCUGAUGCUCUGAUCACACUUGGCCCAGCAGAAAAAGAAGGAAAUGAAAUUAUUUUGUCGUAUUAUUGACGUAAACCUCGACAUUGUGGCCAGCGGUGGCUGCCAUCACCACUGAUGCCGUUUUAAGUGAAGUAAAUGUUCUAUUUGCUGAAAUUUGUUGUAUGAUUCCAAUCACAGAGUUCUGCUUUUUUAUAUAUAUAUGCAUAUAUAUAAAUUAACUCUGAAGUUCCCAUUCAGUUGUGUGAGAAAAUGUGAGAUGUGCUCAUAAUCGCUGCGUUAUGAUGGCAAGUGUAAUUGAAAGCUUUAAGGAUUAUGUGCAAAACAAAACAGAAACUUUCAGUUCCAAGCGACGUUGCCCUCACAAAACUAGGCUGCCUCCCCAUAUAAACACAGAUCUGUUUAUGGGUCUGAAUGAAUGGAAAUAUGCAUUUGACAGGGUUUUGCAGUGAAGUAUAUGAGAUGGAAAACCUCAGUUCUGCCUAGAAUUGCAGCGUUUUUUCCAGACAGCAGAGAGCUCUUUGGAAAUGAAAGCAAUAAAAAAAAAAAAACAUACUCAAA